Molecule: messenger RNA, 2853 nt
Organism: Nelumbo nucifera (sacred lotus)
Lineage: Eukaryota; Viridiplantae; Streptophyta; Magnoliopsida; Proteales; Nelumbonaceae
Product: E3 ubiquitin-protein ligase ATL6-like
Source: RefSeq, a predicted model, not a curated record
AAUACAUUCGAUCAGUCCGCCACCUCUAGACGGCGACCGUCAAAGAAAACCACAACGACUGGAUGCUGACAUCAUCCAAACGCGAAGAUGGAGAGCCACUGGAAAGUCUCGAAUACAAUUGUCUUUGGCACUUGGCAGCAAUGUGAGAAUAUUAAGAACUGAGAGAGAAAACACAGGGAAAGGGGCAGCAGCGAGCGAAGGAGUAGCGACAGAGAGAAGUCAAGCGUUGCUUGCUUGAACCCCACGCUUCUGGCAAUCAACCUUUUUCUUCUGUUAUCUCCCGAAUUUCGAUCCGAUCCACGCCUUAUAUAGCCCUGGGAAUUGAUAAAUCAGGCCGUCUUCCCCUCUUCGGCGCCUGAAUAUCCAAGACAUAAAUACUCAAAAGCUAUUACCGUUUUUUUUUCUUCUAUUUCAUUUUUAAGCAAAAGGAGAAAGAAGAUGCAUAUAUAUAAAAGAGAAUUUGGGGUAUGAGCAGGAGCAGCAGUUGCAGUUCCACUUGUGAGUAAUCACUUUUAUUAUUAUAUGCUAAUGACGAAGAAAGACGACACCACCACUCACGGCCGCCGCCGGUUCCUCCACCUGCUCGUUUCCAAUCAAUCAGCGGCCCAUGGAAUCUCUCACCUCCACUUUCUCCUUCUACUACUCUCGCUGUCGGUUCCAUUGGUAUCUGCGCAGCCCAGCAGUGAGAAUGAUCAACAGCCGUACAGGAAUUUUAACCCCUCCAUGGCCAUCAUCAUUAUCGUUCUCAUAAGCGCAUUUUUUUUCAUGGGUUUCUUCUCUAUUUACAUACGCCAGUGUGCCGAAGACCGCAACGGUGGCAGCAUCCGGCCGGCGAACAUGGUUGGACGGUCCCGAAGGGCUGCUCGGGGGCUUGACCCCGCCGUGAUCGAGACUUUCCCCACCUUCAUGUACUCCGUCGUCAAGGGGCUUCAAUUAGGGAAGGGAGCACUGGAAUGCGCCGUAUGCUUGAACGAGUUCGAGGACGACGAGACGCUUCGGUUACUCCCCAAGUGCGACCACGUCUUUCAUCCCGAGUGUAUCGACGCUUGGUUGUCUUCUCACACCACCUGCCCCGUCUGCCGAGCUAACCUCGUGCCGGGAUCGGGAGAAGACGCCGCCGCCUUGGAACAAGUGCCUGAUGAUACCAACGGAGAGUCGGAUGUGGAGAACCCGAGACCGGAGGUCAGAGAAGAUCAAAGUCAAGGCGGUUCUCUCCACGUAAUCGAGGAACAGAACACAGAGCAGCAGGCGGCGCCCGACGUCAUAAGUCCAUGUCAAGUCCCGAUUCAGAACCGGCCUCCAAGAGCGAAAUCAUCGAGAAGACCACGAUACACGGGGAAAUUCCCGCGGUCGCAUUCGACUGGGCAUUCGCUCGUGCAACCGGGAGAGAACUGCGACCGGUUCACUCUGCGGUUGCCGGAAGAGGUGAGGAAGCAGAUAAUGAAAGGGAGGCUGAACCGCACGACGAGCUGUGUAGCGUUUCCGACAGAGGGGAGCACGAGAAGGGGAUAUCGGAGCGGAGGAGAAGGGAGCAGCCGAGGGAAGAGUUACAACAAUAACAAUACCACCAGUCAGUUAGUAGAAGGGAUGGACCGCUCGGCAAAAUCGGACCGGUGGGUGUUCUCGAUGACGCCACCAUUCUUCACGAGAACAUUCUCGACUAGGUCGGCUAAGGCAGGAGCGGACGGAGAAGCAGCAACCACUCCGAAGGCAUUCUUUACGUCUGUGAAGACGCCGUUCGAUUGUCUCGGCGGGAAACCGGAAGGUGCCGAGUCGUCGUCGACCAGGCCGCCUGUUUGACGGUCGGCCUUAGAAUAUAAAACUACAUAGUUUUAAUUAUUUUAAAAGUCUGUUUCUUUUUUUUAUCUAAAAAAAAAACUCUUGCUCUAGGCAAUGGCCUUGUCGCCUUAGUUUAUUUUCUUUGUAAUUUGUUUGGCACGGAAACUAGGUUAGGUUUUGGCGGAGGAAAUGUACAUAAUAAUUUUUUGGUUUGUGAUGUUAAUUUAUAAUUAAUCUAAAUGUAUUGAUGUACCUUUCAUUAACUAUUGAUAUGUGAGGUUGUUUUGGGUGUUGGCAAGUUGGGCAUGCAGAUGAAGAUGUGAUGAACUGAUGAUAGAUAAAGGGAAAUUGGAAUGGCGACGACUGUUGUUUCCAAUGGGAUGAAGUUGGAGGGGGAAAAGUCAGUGUGGCAUGGAGAAAAAGAAAGAAGCUAGUGGAAUCCGUCUGCCUCUGCUGGUAUAUAAAACAGAGAGCAUUAGCUUGUAACUUUGAAUUUGGCUCUUCCAUCUUUAGCUUAUGGCAUGGAAGGAGCAGGUGGAGUGAAGAGAAGAGCCACCGGCCGGUGGUAAGCACGAUGGAUCAAUCACGUGAGCCAUGUUGUGAGGUGUGACUGAAUACCGGUGGCCGGUGGGAAAACAUGGCCAAGGAGCGGCAUCCAUAUUUUAGUGUGACUCAACCGAAAAGGCAUCUCCUUUUUAAUUGAAGAUAAAGAUAUCCCAUGCCACUCUCUUCUCGUGAGCUAGCGCCUAGCCAACAGCGAAGACCUUUGUGGGGUUCUCUCUCUGUGCCCACUUCCCAAAAAAAGCAAGGGUAAUGUGUAAUGAAGAGCUCGAGAGUCGAGAUUAGUGAAUCUAAUGUAAAUGUAGGCCUCGUUUGGUAUGUCUUUUCAUUCCGUCUCUAAGAUUAAGCGAGGGUAACGAGUAAUGAUGUGUUGUAUCUGCACAUGUCAAAUAUAUAUUAAGGCUGCAUUUGGAUGAAAUGUAAAUUAGGGUGUAAUUAUUAUCAUAUAAAAGGCAUUUGGAUGCAAUGUAAAUUAGGGUGUAAUUAUUAUAUGUCAAAAACUGUUUUAGAUCA